Messenger RNA from Scleropages formosus (Asian bonytongue), 894 nucleotides. RefSeq lists its product as uncharacterized. The transcript has 4 exons. The record is from RefSeq and is a predicted model, not a curated record. Bases 43 to 861 code for a protein of 272 amino acids. NCBI's taxonomy places the organism in Eukaryota, Metazoa, Chordata, Actinopteri, Osteoglossiformes, Osteoglossidae.
GAGGAUCAGCGGUAGAGAGGAUCUGCAGCACUGUGGGCCACAAUGACCACCCAGCAGCAGGAGCAGGAGAAGCGCUACGACCCCGGUGACAGCACCUUGAAGUUUGUGACUAGACCUGAUGACAUCACACUGGACGAUGACCCAGACACCCUGAGGGCAGAGAUGUCCUGUGGACAUGCUGUCACCCCACAGUCUCUCACCGCUUGGUGCCGAAGUCUCCUCGACCAGGGUCAGUACAAGUUCCUGUGUCCAGCACUGAAGGAGGGAACGGUGAAAAAGUGUGGGGCGCUCUGGUCCUACCAGGAGGUCCGCAAACUGGCAGUUCUCACAGCCGAUGAGCAGAAGCACUUUGAGGAAGCCAUGGCAGCUCUGGCUGCGGCAGAAUUCUGUGAAUAUAAAUCAUGCCCAGGAUGCCUCUCAGUCGUGGAGCGGGAGGACCACAUGAACCUCAACGUACGCUGCACAAUCUGCAGUGCGGAGAUGGGCCAGGUUUACGAGUUCUGCUGGCAGUGCCUGAAGCAGUGGAAAGGGCCCGGUCCUCGGUCAGAUCGCUGCGAGAACGACGGCUGCACCAACAAAGACCUCGAGCUGCUGAAGAAGUGUCCCAUGAUAACGCUGCCAGAGGUGAAUAACGUGCAGUGCCCCGCCAUUCGGGCGUGUCCCACCUGCGGGCUCCUGGUGGAGCACGAUAAGACGGGCUGCAAGAACAUCAUCUGUUCCAGGUGUCAGAAGGAGUUCUGCUUCGUCUGUCUGAAGCUCACCCCCAACUGCCUGAAGACGAGCUCUUAUUUCGAACUCUGCUCUGAUGGGGUCGCUCCGAGACAGACAUCAAUUCCCUGCUGGAACAGGAGUAACCCAUAAUAACAUCCAUAAUAAUAACCGUUCUAAUUCCAC